AUGGACGCCCACGUGCUGCGGUACGGCCAAAAGGUGCGGCUUGCGACUCGCUCCGCCUACGUAGAGGGCAAUGGGUCUGCUGCAUCAGAGCUGGGCAUUGGAUACUACGAGAAGAACGGACGUCACGGGAUCUUGAGCUGCGUGCCGCCACUUGGCCCCAAGCUCCAGCAGCUCUUCACAGAGGACGAAUUCCAGGUGCUACACCCGACUGAUCAACGCUCUCAAGGGGAUACUGUGCUCUACGGAGAGCCAUUAGUACUCAUAAACCAGCGCGGUAUGGUCUGGAACAACAAAACUGGCGGUAUUACCGGAUACGUGGGGCCCAGACCUCGCAAUGUGCCUGGAGAGAUUUUCGUAUGCUUUACGAAAGUCCCAGCGGGUGUCGGAGUGACGAAGAAUAAGAAAGACAAAGGAGAUAAACUCGACAAACUGGCGUCUUUUGCAUCCACGUCAGCGCUGUCAGCGUCGGGAAGCUUAUCCAUGUCUGAGACGCCCGAAACGGAGAGCGGCCCAGUGUGCUUUGGUGACAGUAAUGUGGCCAUUACGGUAGUGGAGUCUAACCGCCACUCGCAGAUGUUCAACAAAAGACUCAGCAACUUUAAAAAGCCUACGAGUAAAAUUGCCGGUGGCUACAUUUGCUGCGACGGCAAAGGGACAGAGCUGAGGUUCGCUAUCUGGCCGACCAAGCCCAAAAUCGACCAGAUUUCCAUGCUGAACAAGCUUAUUGCUCCGUACAAUUACGGCCAGAAGAUUGCACUGCCUUUGGGACUACUGGAGAGCACGGCCAGGAGGACGAAUACCGGUAAUAUCAAUUGUAAGAAGGCGGUAGCGGAGAUUACCUUCCACUUGUCAAACGGCGCGGAGGCGGUACUGCCUGGUACGUUGCUGCAGCAGAAAAUAGCGACACAUGCGAAACCUCUUGGACCUGGUGGAGACGAACACGAGUCCGUUUUUGAGCUGCCAUUGAGAAAUGGACCUGGCGAGCUAUUGGUGCGACUUACCGGCAUUGCACCUCGCAAGAUAAUGCGACAACUUGCCGCCAAGAAUGAGAAACCCCCUUCAGCUCCAAAGAUCAAGCGCGGCAUGGCAGUUUUCUACCGUGUUUCCGACCUACUACGUCGCGUGCCUGUGCCGAUCUUCGCACUGUUCUACGCAGUGCUGACUCACCACCUUUAUGGCGCUCUCAACACUAUGGAAGAUGGUCUACGUCGCGAGCUGGUUGUCCUGGUUUUGGUGAUGCUUCCUGCAUUCUACGUCGCAGUUAAAGUAGAUCACCCGUUCUCGUCACUCUUCCAGCCUCCGGUUUUUGAGCCAGAGGUGGACCACACGGAGUAUUCAAGUCCUACAGCUAGCGGUACACUGAAGCUCAUCGUGACUGAAUACCGCUUUGUUCCUGGGGCUCAAACAGCCAGCGCCAAUGGAAGCGCUUGUCGUCCAAGUUCUUCCCAAGCUAACGGAGUAGUUACCACUCACUCGGUUACUGCCUUAGAGACCACAGGUUCAGUCCUUAAGAGAUUUAUUCUCGCUGAAAAAGGAGAUGAAGUGAAGGCAUUGGAACGCUACAAUGAGACUACCGAGUGGCGACGCGAAGAAGGUGUGGAUCGGCUUCUUGAAGAACCCAGUCCGCAUUUCAAGAUUAUCAAGGAGAACUACCCUCACUACUACCACAAACGCGGUAAAAAUGGGGAGCCAGUGUACUACGAGAAACCGGGAAAGAUCAAUUUAAAGGCACUGAAGAGUGCGGGUCUCACUCUGGACGAUCUGAUGCACAACUACCUCAUGAUCACGGAAUUCUUGUGGCAAGUGAUUGAACAAGACGAUAACCGUAAAGGGAUAUCGGUAUUAGAUGUGAAUGGUAUCGGUAUUUCGGACUUUGCUGGAGAAGCGGUCGAGUAUGUUCGUAAAGCUGCCUCCGUGUCGGGCAAGCACUACCCUGAGCGUUGUGCUUACAUCUUUGUGAUCAAUGUGCCAUCGUGGUUCAGUAUGAUCUGGAACACAGUCAAAGGAAUGGUAGACGACGUGACUCGAGAGAAGGUGAUCAUUGUUCGUGGUAAGAAGAAGAUAUUUGAAGCGUUGUCGGAACGUAUUCCAGUGGAGAAUAUCCCUGUGGAAUACGGUGGAACAAGCGACGGGAACUCUCCAGAAGAAGAUCUGCUGUUCAACCUCAUGGCUUACGUGAACAAUGACGAAGACGCUCCGGCAUCGAACCCCAUUGAAGAGAUUCUUAAGAAGAAGCCCAUCAAGCAUUGA
Messenger RNA from Phytophthora infestans T30-4, 2250 nucleotides. RefSeq lists its product as uncharacterized. The record is from RefSeq and is a predicted model, not a curated record. The transcript has a single exon. The coding region runs from base 1 to 2250 and encodes 749 amino acids. Lineage: Eukaryota; Oomycota; Peronosporomycetes; Peronosporales; Peronosporaceae.